CGACAGAGCGAGACUCUGUCUCAAAAUAAAAAUAAAAAUAAAAAGCAGUCCCCUAGCAAUAGCUACUUAAGUUAUUUUUCCCUAUCACGUAGAGUGAUGUCAUGGAUAUCCUGGUAAUUACAAGAAGGAACAUUUUAAGUUUUUCCAGCUGUGUGAAGUUGUCCUUCUCCCUAUUUUCCAGAGGCAGGGAGAAGGAAAGUUAUGCGCUAAGGCCGCACAGCUGGCGAAUGGCAGAACGGAACUUGAAUCUGAGGGUGAACCCUGAGUUUGCCCUGGUGACUACUUGCCCAGGGUGCAAGGCAGGGAGCUGGAGGCCGUUGGUGGGGAGCCCAGGGAGAAACUCCACUGAGUCCAAGCACAGCGUGCUCCGGAACUCAGUUUCCCCAUCCGGGGUCAUGGUGGCAAUAAAGAGCUAGAAGUGGGCCUGAUCCACACUACAGGGAGCCGAAAGGCUGUUGUAUUUUGGUGGUCACCCCGGGUUGCCCAGUGGGAUGACUGAGGCGCUCACGCGGCGGCGGCACCCGGGUUCUCCUCCCUUUUCCCUUCCCCUCCCGCGUCGCCCGUGGGCGGAGCCACCCGAGGCUCCGCCCACCUCCCAGGCCCGAGCCGGGCCGUGACGGCGGCGCUAGGACCCGGCGGGCCGCGGGUGCGGCGGGGCCUGGGCGGCCUGAGGAGCGCGGACCCCGGCGCUCGGCUCCCGGCGCCAUGUGAGGGGGUUCGGGGGCCGCGGGGGGCCGGGCGCUCCCCGCCGGAGAUGAGGAAACUGAGGCUCAGAGAGGUCACAUGGCUUGUUCGAGGCCCCCCAGCCAGUGUGAACCCACAUCCCUGCCCCCAGGGCCACCUACAGGACGCCGACACCUACCCUUCAGCAGACGCCGGAGAGAAAUGAGUAGCAACAAAGAGCAGCGGUCAGCAGUGUUCGUGAUCCUCUUUGCCCUCAUCACCAUCCUCAUCCUCUACACCUCCAACAGUGCCAAUGAGGUCUUCCAUUAUGGCUCCCUGCGGGGCCGUAGCCGCCGACCUGUCAACCUCAAGAAGUGGAGCAUCACCGACGGCUAUGUCCCCAUUCUCGGCAACAAGACGCUGCCCUCUCGGUGCCACCAGUGUGUGAUUGUCAGCAGCUCCAGCCACUUGCUGGGCACCAAGCUGGGCCCUGAGAUCGAGCGGGCUGAGUGUACAAUCCGCAUGAAUGAUGCGCCCACCACUGGCUACUCAGCUGAUGUGGGCAACAAGACCACCUACCGCGUCGUGGCCCAUUCCAGUGUGUUCCGCGUGCUGAGGAGGCCCCAGGAGUUUGUCAACCGGACCCCUGAAACCGUGUUCAUCUUCUGGGGGCCCCCGAGCAAAAUGCAGAAGCCCCAGGGCAGCCUCGUGCGUGUGAUCCAGCGGGCAGGCCUGGCGUUCCCCAACAUGGAAGCAUAUGCCGUCUCUCCCGGCCGCAUGCAGCAAUUUGACGACCUCUUCCGGGGUGAGACGGGCAAGGACAGGGAGAAGUCUCAUUCCUGGUUGAGCACAGGCUGGUUUACCAUGGUGAUUGCGGUGGAGUUGUGUGACCACGUGCACGUAUAUGGCAUGGUCCCCCCGAACUACUGCAGCGGCCCCGCCUCCAGCGCAUGCCCUACCACUACUAUGAGCCCAAGGGGCCAGACGAAUGUGUCACCUACAUCCAGAAUGAGCACAGCCGCAAGGGCAACCACCACCGCUUUAUCACCGAGAAAAGGGUCUUCUCGUCGUGGGCCCAGCUGUAUGGCAUCACCUUCUCCCACCCCUCGUGGACCUAAGCCACCCAGCCUGUGGGACCUCAGGAGGGUCAGAGGAGAAGCAGCCUCCGCCCAGCCACUGGGCCAGGGACCACCUUCUGGUCAAUCAAAGCUCGCCGGAGUGUCUCCCAGCCAAUCAGGGCUUGGGGAAUCUGUUGGCCAAUCAGGGAUUUGGGAGUCUAUGUGGUUAAUCAGGGGUGUCUUUCUUGUGCAGUCAGGGUCUGCGCACAGUCAAUCAGGGUAGAAGGAUAUUUCUGAGUCAAUCUGAGGCUAAGGACAUGUCCUUUCCCAUGAGACCUUGGUUCAGAGCCCCGGGAAUGGACCCCCCAGUCACCCCCCACUCUACUGGGAAAUGAGGUCCUGUCCCAAGGAGCUGGGAACUUGGUGGUGUCCCCUCAAUUUCUAGCACCAGAAAGAGAUAUUGUGUGGGGGUAGAAGCUGUCUGGAGGCCCGGCCAGAGAAUUUUUGGGGUUGUGGAGGUUGUGGGGGCGGUGGGGAGGUCCCAGAGUGGGAGGCUGGCAUCCAGGUCUUGGCUCUGCCCUGAGCGACCUUGGACAAACCCUUCCCCCUCUGCGAGCACCCUUCUGCCCACACCAGUUUCCAGUGCGGAGUCUGAGACCCUUUCCACCUCCCCUACAAGUGCCCUUGGGUCUGCCCUCCCCGUCUGGACCCUCCCAGCCACUAUCCCUUGCUGGGAGGCUCAGCUCUUUGGGGGGUCUGGGGUGACCUCCCCACCUCCUGGAAAACUUUAGGGUAUUUUUGCGCAAACUCCUCUAGGGUUAGGGGACUCUGAAGGGAAUGGGACAAAUCUUAAGCUGUUUUCUUAGCCCCUCAGCCAGCUGCCAUUAGCUUGGCUCUUUAAUGCCAGGACUCCUCUUCUGCCCUCUAGCAGGGAGGUUUUCCAACUGUUGGAGGUGCCUUUGGGGCUGCUCCUUUGUCUGGAGCCACUGGGGGCUUCCAAGGGUCUCCCCCGACCCCCUGUCAUGCUGGGAUGACUGCCGGGAGCUGUGUCGCCUGGGUUCUGUCCCCUGGCUCUGUUAUCAGGCACUUUAUUAAAGCUGGGCCUCAGUGGGUUGUGUUUGUCUCUUGUUCUUCUGGAGCCUGGAAGGGAAGGGCUUCAGGAGGAGGCUGUGAGGCUGAGGGGACCAGAUGGAGGAGGCCAGCAGCUAGCCAUUGCACACUGGGGUGAUGGGUGGGGGCGGCGACUGCCCCAGACUUGGUUUUGUAAUGAUUUGUACAGGAAUAAACACACCUACGCUCCGA
Molecule: messenger RNA, 3023 nt
Organism: Rhinopithecus roxellana (golden snub-nosed monkey)
Lineage: Eukaryota; Metazoa; Chordata; Mammalia; Primates; Cercopithecidae
Gene: ST6GALNAC6
Product: ST6 N-acetylgalactosaminide alpha-2,6-sialyltransferase 6
Exons: 7
Coding region: 784-2004 (406 amino acids)
Biological process (GO): oligosaccharide metabolic process; ganglioside biosynthetic process
Molecular function (GO): alpha-N-acetylgalactosaminide alpha-2,6-sialyltransferase activity
Source: RefSeq, a predicted model, not a curated record